AUGAUGCUUGUGCCCUUCGCGUCGGUGCUGUGCGUUCUUCCUAAUGGUUGGCGUGUUGGUGAUCGAUACUUUAAGCCCCAUAGAAACGCUGGGGGAUACAAUGUGGGAGGAGGUGGAGGAAAACCAGCACCAUACGGUGGGGGAUACAAUGCGGGAGGAGUUGGAUUAAGACCACCACCAUACGGUGGGGGAUACAAUGUGGGAGGAGGUGGAUUAAGACCACCACCAUACGGUGGGGGAUACAAUGUGGGAGUAGGUGGAGGAAGACCACCACCAAACGGUGGGGGAUACAAUGUGGGAGUAGGUGGAGGAAGACCACCACGAUAUGGUGGUGUAUUAAACACAUGGAUGUGGUGGUGUUCCAAGCCCCGUAGAAACAGUCGGGUAGAGACAUGGGCUCCCAUUAUCAGUCAGUUGGGUCCCAUUAUUGGAGGAGUUGGAGGUGGAUCAUCUACAGCAAGUGGAGGUGGAGGUGGAUUAUCUGUAGCAAGUGGAGGUGGAGGUGCAGGUGCAGGUACAGGGUGUGGAGGUGGAGGAUGUGGAUGUUGA
Marchantia polymorpha subsp. ruderalis is the source of this 549-nucleotide messenger RNA. The record is from the annotation of a GenBank genome assembly. Lineage: Eukaryota; Viridiplantae; Streptophyta; Marchantiopsida; Marchantiales; Marchantiaceae.